Messenger RNA from Mobula hypostoma (lesser devil ray), 1665 nucleotides. RefSeq lists its product as uncharacterized. The record is from RefSeq and is a predicted model, not a curated record. Bases 1 to 1665 code for a protein of 554 amino acids. Gene Ontology annotation, biological process: phospholipase C-activating G protein-coupled receptor signaling pathway. Gene Ontology annotation, molecular function: G protein-coupled receptor activity. NCBI's taxonomy places the organism in Eukaryota, Metazoa, Chordata, Chondrichthyes, Myliobatiformes, Myliobatidae. The transcript has 4 exons. Gene Ontology annotation, cellular component: plasma membrane.
AUGGCAGCGGCCGAUCUCCUGGUCGUUAUUUUGAAUCCGCUACUGAAGUGGACUGCUGAGAUUUAUUUUCCCCGAUCAUUCCUGCUCAUCACUGCUGUAUGCAGACCCGUCACCUGGUUGAUGUUUGCGAGCACAGCGACCUCAGUCUGGCUGACUGUCGCAUUCACCGUCGAUCGAUUUGUGGCUAUUUGCUGUGAGAAGCUGAAAACAAAAUAUUGCACCGAGAGAACGGCGGCUGUGGUUAUCGGGACAGUGAGUGUGCUGGCCUGUUUGGAGACUGUUCCCUGGGGCUUUGUGUACGGGGCUGGAAAAAUAAUUGAUGGUGUUUCCUGGUAUUGUGUUUUAACACCGAGCUUCACAAACUCUCCCUCAUGGGCGGCAUUUGAGAUUUUUCACCGCAUUUUCUACCUUUGCGUCCCUUUCAUUCUGAUGUUGCUGUUCAAUAUUCUGACUGUCAGGCGGAUUUUAGCUGCCAGUCGAGCCCGCAGGGGGCUCCGGGGACAAAAGAGUGGAGAGAAUGACAAGGACCGGGAGAUGGAGAACCGACGUAAAUCCAUCGUUCUGCUGUUCAGCAUAACCGGGCUGGAAGAUGGAAAUCAGGAGGAGCUGAGGGCAAUACAGAGGUACCUGAAAGCCAGGUUCAGGGAGGCUAAAGACAGCGGUUCUGUCGCUGACAGUGAUCACUUUGACUGUCUAAUUGAGAAAUCCCGCCAUCAGCGUCCGAACGAGACGCGGAAGGCACCGGUAGAAAAUGUUCCAUCCACGAACUUGGUGGCGAUUGUGAUCCUGUCCCGGGGAAAGUGCGGUCUCUCCAAAUGUAUCACCCUCUACCUUGUGGGAAUGGCAGCGGCCGAUCUCCUGGUCAUUAUUUCGAAUCCGCUACUGAAGUGGACUGCUGGGAUUUAUUUUUCCCGAUCAUUCCUGCUCAUCACUGCUGUAUGCAGACCCGUCACCUUGUUGAUUUUUGCGAGCACUGCGACCUCAGUCUGGCUGACUGUCGCUUUCACCGUCGAUCGAUUUGUGGCUAUUUGCUGUGAGAAGCUGAAAACAAAAUAUUGCACCGAGAGAACGGCGGCUGUGGUUAUCGGGACAGUGAGUGUGCUGGCCUGUUUCGAGACUGUCCCCUCGGGCUUUGUGUACGAGUCUGGGGAAACAAUUGAUGGUGUUUCAUGGUAUUGUGUUUUAACACCGAGCUUCACAAACUCUACCUCAUGGGCUGCAUUUUACAUUUUUCACCGCAUGUUCUACCCUUGCGUCCCUUUCAUUCUGAUGUUGCUGUUCAAUAUUCUGACUGUCAGGCGGAUUCUAGCCGCCAGUCGAGCCCGCAGGGGGCUCCGGGGACAAAAGAGUGGAGAGAAUGACAAGGACCGGGAGAUGGAGAACCGACGCAAAUCCAUCGUUUUGCUCUUCAGCAUAACCGGUAGUUUCAUAUUGUUGUGGGGAACACUGGUGGUAUUUCCCAUCUAUAGCUUGAUUAAAAUGAGUUUUUUUAAUUCUGUCACGGAUCCCCGUUACGUCACAGACCAAGCAUCAGUAAUGCUGCAGGUUCUCAGUUCCUGCACCAACACGUGUAUUUAUGUCCUUACUCAGAGAAAAUUCCGAGAGGAAGUAAAUAAUGCGGUGAAAUACCCACUGAAUCUGAUUUUGAAACUCCUGAAACGUUAG